GAGGCGGAGCCUCCCGACCAGAAUCAGCCAGUGGGGGCUGGGAAGCCUCUCCUUUUUUCUCCUCCCUGUUGCCUCCACCUGGCUCCUCCCUGUGCUCGCUAGCUCCCCUCCCCCCUUCCCCAAGGACAGUGUGUAAAGGAAGCCGCUGCCGAGAAGAGCUAAGACUAAAAGAGUGGAUCAUGACCCAUGAAGAGCAUCAUGCAGCCAGAACCCUGGGGGUCGGCAAGGCCAUCGCCGUGUUAACCUCUGGUGGAGAUGCCCAAGGUAUGAAUGCUGCUGUCAGGGCUGUGGUUCGAGUUGGUAUUUUUACUGGUGCCCGUGUCUUCUUUGUCCAUGAGGGUUAUCAAGGCCUGGUGGAUGGUGGGAACCACAUCCGGGAAGCCACCUGGGAGAGCGUUUCAAUGAUGCUUCAGCUGGGAGGCACGGUGAUUGGAAGUGCCCGGUGCAAGGACUUCCGGGAACGAGAGGGACGACUCCGAGCUGCCUACAACCUUGUGAAACUUGGGAUCACCAAUCUGUGUGUCAUUGGUGGCGAUGGCAGCCUCACUGGGGCCGACACCUUCCGUUCUGAGUGGAGCGACUUGUUGAGUGACCUCCAGAAAGCAGGUAAGAUCACGGCUGAGGAGGCUAUGAAGUCCAGCUACCUGAACAUCGUGGGCCUGGUUGGCUCAAUUGACAAUGACUUUUGUGGCACCGAUAUGACCAUUGGCACUGACUCUGCCCUGCAUCGGAUCAUAGAGAUUGUAGAUGCCAUCACUACCACUGCUCAGAGCCACCAGCGGACGUUUGUGCUAGAAGUGAUGGGCCGGCACUGUGGAUACCUGGCCCUUGUCACUUCUCUCUCCUGUGGUGCCGACUGGGUUUUUAUUCCUGAAUGUCCACCAGAUGAUGACUGGGAGGACCAUCUUUGUCGCCGGCUCAGCGAGACAAGGACCCGUGGUUCUCGUCUCAACAUCAUCAUUGUGGCUGAGGGUGCGAUCGACAAGCAAGGGAAACCAAUCACCUCAGAAGACAUCAAGAAUCUGGUGGUAAAGCGUCUGGGCUAUGACACCCGGGUCACUGUCUUGGGGCAUGUGCAGCGGGGUGGGACACCGUCUGCCUUCGACCGAAUCCUGGGCAGCAGGAUGGGUGUGGAAGCAGUGAUGGCACUUUUGGAGGGGACCCCAGAUACCCCAGCCUGUGUAGUGAGCCUCUCUGGUAACCAGGCUGUGCGCCUGCCCCUCAUGGAGUGUGUCCAGGUGACCAAAGACGUGACCAAGGCCAUGAAUGAGAAGAAAUUUGAGGAAGCCAUGAAGCUGAGAGGCCGGAGCUUCAUGAACAACUGGGAGGUAUACAAGCUUCUGGCUCACGUCAGACCCCCAGUAUCUAAGACUGGCUUGCACACGGUGGCCGUGAUGAAUGUGGGGGCCCCGGCUGCAGGCAUGAAUGCUGCCGUCCGCUCCACUGUGAGAAUUGGCCUCAUACUGGGCAACCGAGUCCUGGUUGUGCAUGACGGCUUCGAGGGUCUGGCCAAGGGUCAGAUUGAGGAAGCUGGCUGGAGCUAUGUUGGGGGCUGGAUUGGCCAAGGUGGUUCUAAACUUGGGACUAAAAGGACUCUGCCCAAGAAGAGCUUAGAACAGAUCAGUGCCAACAUCACUAAGUUUAAUAUUCAAGGCCUUAUCAUCAUCGGGGGCUUUGAGGCAUACACUGGGGGCCUGGAACUGAUGGAUGGCAGGAAGCAGUAUGACGAGCUCUGCAUCCCAUUUGUCAUCAUUCCCGCGACGGUCUCCAACAACGUCCCUGGCUCAGACUUCAGCGUGGGGGCCGACACUGCACUCAACACCAUCUGCACGACCUGUGACCGCAUCAAGCAGUCAGCUGCAGGCACCAAGCGUCGGGUGUUUAUCAUUGAAACUAUGGGCGGCUACUGUGGCUACCUGGCCACCAUGGCAGGACUGGCAGCUGGGGCCGAUGCUGCCUACAUUUUUGAGGAGGCCUUCACCAUUCGAGACCUGCAGGCGAAUGUUGAACAUCUGGUGCAAAAGAUGAAAACAACUGUGAAAAGGGGCUUGGUGUUAAGGAAUGAGAAGUGCAAUGAGAACUAUACCACUGACUUCAUUUUCAACCUGUACUCUGAGGAGGGAAAGGGCAUCUUCGACAGCAGGAAGAACGUGCUUGGCCACAUGCAGCAGGGUGGGAGCCCAACUCCAUUUGAUAGGAACUUUGCCACUAAGAUGGGCGCCAAGGCUAUGAACUGGAUGACCGGGAAAAUCAAAGAGAGUUACCGUAAUGGUCGGAUCUUUGCCAACACACCAGACUCGGGCUGUGUUCUGGGCAUGCGUAAGAGGGCCCUGGUAUUUCAACCAGUGACUGAGCUAAAGGACCAGACAGAUUUUGAGCACCGUAUCCCCAAGGAACAGUGGUGGCUGAAGCUGAGACCCAUCCUCAAAAUCCUAGCCAAGUAUGAGAUCGACUUGGAUACCUCAGAGCACGCUCACCUGGAGCACAUCAGUCGGAAGCGGUCUGGAGAAGCUCCUGUCUAAACGUCUUUGGAGUGAGGGGAACGGAUUGCCUGAUCAUGGUCAGCUUGCCCCCUGAUAGAUCCAAGUCCAUGUAUUUGCAAGUGUUUUAGCUCAUUUUUCAUUAGGUUUCGUUUUAUUUGGUAACUGCAGCCAUGAUCAGCUCUGACUAGGGGGCAAUGAGUGGAAGCUCCUUGUAGGUAGAAUUUAUCAUGACUUCUACCCCAGCUUCAUCGGUCACACAAGGCUGGGCUCCUCUAGUGCUACUGCUAGAUUUCAGUUACUCGGUUAGAAUUUUCCUAAAAAAUAAGCUUUAUUUAUUUCUUUGUGAUAACAAAGUCUUGGUUCCUCUACUACUUUUGCGACAGUGACAAACAAUAACUACACUAAUAAAUGCCAACUGGUCACUGUG
This is a messenger RNA of Hipposideros armiger (great roundleaf bat), 2910 nucleotides long. RefSeq names its product phosphofructokinase, muscle (gene PFKM). Bases 180 to 2522 code for a protein of 780 amino acids. Lineage: Eukaryota; Metazoa; Chordata; Mammalia; Chiroptera; Hipposideridae. The transcript is spliced from 23 exons. Gene Ontology annotation, cellular component: 6-phosphofructokinase complex; cytoplasm; membrane. The record is from RefSeq and is a predicted model, not a curated record. Gene Ontology annotation, biological process: fructose 6-phosphate metabolic process; fructose 1,6-bisphosphate metabolic process; canonical glycolysis. Gene Ontology annotation, molecular function: fructose-6-phosphate binding; AMP binding; 6-phosphofructokinase activity.